This is a messenger RNA of Eimeria acervulina, 4332 nucleotides long. RefSeq lists its product as hypothetical. Gene Ontology annotation, cellular component: nucleus; SWI/SNF complex. Lineage: Eukaryota; Apicomplexa; Conoidasida; Eucoccidiorida; Eimeriidae. Gene Ontology annotation, molecular function: transcription coregulator activity. The record is from RefSeq and is a predicted model, not a curated record. Gene Ontology annotation, biological process: regulation of transcription by RNA polymerase II. The coding region runs from base 1 to 4332 and encodes 1443 amino acids. The transcript has 6 exons.
AUGCUAGAAAUAGCACUCCUUGCGCCUCAGCUUCUCUUCGGCUCAGCACUGUACUUCUCUAUAUAUCAUUUGGGUGUAUUGAUGCUCAGAGCUAAGAAGAACCCUGUUAAGAACAUUGAAGUGUUUUCAGAUCUUGAGGCGCUAGAUAAACUUGUCUUCUGUCCUCUCCUCGGCAUUGCUGCGCCUCACGAUGGGGUUUCCUUUGCUUCUGCUGCUGCACCUCCUCCUCCUGCUGCUGCUGCUUCCGGCUCGGCAGCAGCUCCUGCUGCUGCUGCUGCUGCAGCUGCAGCAGCUGCUGCUGCUGCUGUUGCGCAACAGCAGCAGCAGCAGCAGCAAAAUGAUGCACCGGGGCGCUACACUCAGCUGCAGACGGAGAGGUCUGUGCAGCUUUUCGGAAGUCUAGCAGCAGCAGCAGCAACACCUGCUGCUGCUGCUGCUGCUGCUGCUGCUUUACCUGCUCCUCCGGCUUCUUCUUCUCCUGCUCCUGCAGGGGCAGCAGCAGCAGCACCAGCAGACAAUGCUGUUGGUGCACUGGUAGCGCAUGCACCGCAGCAGCCGCCUGAAGCGCCCUCAGCAGCUGCAGCAGCAGCAGCAGCAGCAGCUGCUGCUGCUGCUGCUGCUGCGACAUCUGGGGAGAAGAUGAAGGGAUCUCCUCCUUCUGUAGCCAGCAGCUUCAGCAACAGCAGCAGCAGCAGCCGCAGAGACAGAGAGCAGCCGUCUGUACGGCCAGCAGCAGCUGCUGCUCUUCCUUCGCAUCGGGGCUCUCAGGGAAGCAUAGCAAGUGCUGUCUCUCCCAGCAGCAGCGACGCUGUACAGCAGCAGCAGCAGCAGCAGCAGCAGCAGCAGCAGCGAGGUUCACUAGCUAGCGCCUUUGGAAGCUUCGCAACGUCGUCAUAUACUCCUGUUGCCUCGCCCAGACACAAACCGCAGCUGCUGCUGCAACAGCUGCAGCAGCAGCAGCAGCAACAGCAGCAGCUCCAGCAACAACGCAGCCAGCAGCAGCAGCAACAGCAGCAGCAACAACAACAGCAGCAGCAACAACAACAGGAGCCGCAAGAGCAACAGCAGCAGCUGCAGAAGCAGCAGCAACAGCAGCAGCAGGAGCAGCAACCGCAGCAGGAGCAACAGCAGCAACAGCAACAGCAGCAACAGGAGCAACAGCAACAGAAGAUACAAACUGCUUCUGAGCCCUACCACGGUGCCUCCCCGCCCCGCAGAGACAGAGAGCAGCCGUCUGUACGGCCAGCAGCAGCUGCUGCUCUUCCUUCGCAUCGGGGCUCUCAGGGAAGCAUAGCAAGUGCUGUCUCUCCCAGCAGCAGCGACGCUGUACAGCAGCAGCAGCAGCAGCAGCAGCAGCAGCAGCAGCGAGGUUCACUAGCUAGCGCCUUUGGAAGCUUCGCAACGUCGUCAUAUACUCCUGUUGCCUCGCCCAGACACAAACCGCAGCUGCUGCUGCAACAGCUGCAGCAGCAGCAGCAGCAACAGCAGCAGGCUUGCUUGAAGAGCGCAGUGGAGUUCCACCGCCGUUGGUUCUUCCAGCAGCUGCAGUAUCAUAGAAGGAUUACGAGGAGUCAGCAGCAAGCAGCAGCAGCAGCAGCAGCAGCAGCAACGCGAGCCGAGCGUAAACGCCAACUCAGAGGCACCACCACCCACUGCAGCAACAGCAGCCGCAGCAGCAGCUGCAGCAGCAGCAGCAGCGGCAGUAGCGGCAGCAGCAGCAGCAGCAAAGCGAGGUGGCGUGCUAUCUACCGCCCUAGGGGCAACAGGAGCAGCAGCAGCAGCAGCAUCAGCAGCAGAGACAGCUUUCUGGGGUCAAGCAGCUACAGCAGCAGUUCUUGUGGCGAGAGCGACAGCAGCAGCAGCAGCAGCAGGAGCAGCAGCAGCCCCAUGCAACGAAAGCGGUGGCCGAGGUCUUAUCGUUGUGAUUGUCGAUGCCACAGCAAAGCAGCAGCAGCAGCAGCAGCAGCAGCAGAUUGCAAGAGUGUAUGUGUGGGGGUGCCGGCCUUAGCUAAGCCCUCAGCUGCAUACGAAGGUCAGCAGCAGCAGCAGCAGCAGCAGCUGCAGCAGCUGCACUUGCAUGCAUUGCCUUUCUUUGCUGCUUUCCUCCGAGCGACUCGACGGGCCGCUAGGAGCGUCAGUGGGAGUGAAGGCGCAACAGCAGCAACAGCAGCAGCAACAGCAGCAGCAGCAGCAGCGCAGCAGCAAACCAACGCUUCCUGCUGCUGUGACGGCAUUUGUGAUGUAUGCGCAAUCAGCGUCAAUCUGCAGCUGCAGCCAUUUGCCUACCCUCUCCAGCAGCAGCAGCAGCAGCAGCAGCAGCAGCAGCAGGAAGAGGAACAGCAGCCGCAACAGCAGCAGGAUGCAACAGCACCUGCUGCAAGCAGCAAGAGCAAGAGCAGCAGCAGCAGCAGCAGCAGAAGCGGCUGCUGCAGUGCAUGCGUUGAUAUUCAUCGCUGUGCUGCUGGUUUAUAUGUUAGGAAGAGAGCGACGAAGAGAGACAGAAGAAGAAGAAGAGAGACACUCACCGUAGCUACACUAGAACCUGUAGAGCUCAAUGAAGACAGCAGCAGCAGCAGCAGCAGCAAUGAAUUAGCCUCCCUUCUCAGCAGCAGCAGCAGCGAUGAAGAUAACACCAACAGCAGCAGCAGCUACUGCAGCAGUAGCAGCAGCUAUUGUAACACCGGAUGCAGCAGCAGCAGCUACUGCAGCAGCAGCAGCAGCAGCGGGCUGCUGCGCCGAGGUGUUCGAGGGGUUUCAUCGCGAUUGCAUGCGCUGUUGCAUGCAAACAGCAGACGAAGCCAUUCUCUAUUAAGAGACGCCCCACAUACCCCAGAAGAAAGCUCAGGCAGCAGCAGCAGCAGCAGCAGCAGCAGCAGCAGCAGCAGCAGCAGCAGCAGCAGCAGCAGCAUAAGGAACUCCGCUUCUUGCUACAGUGUAUGUACAAUGGAAAUGGAAGACAGACACGCCACCAGCAGCACAAGCAGCAGCAGCAGCAGCAGCAGCAGCAGCAGCAGCAGCAGCAGCAGCAGCGGCUGUAGCAGCUCAGGGGCAGUCUCCAGGGAACAACCAGCAGCAGCAGCAGCAGCAGCAGCAUCAGCAGCAGCAACAGCAGGAGCAGCAGCAGCAGCAGGCCGUAUGGUUUGUGUUGCUGCGUCUCACAGCUCGCAGCUGCCGUUUUCUGCAGACAGCAACAUGCAGCAGCAGCUGCAGCAGCAACCUGGGAGACAGCAGCAGUCCGCGCAAGGCGGAGGAGCCCCUCCCCCAGCAGCAGCAGCAGCAACAGCAGCAGCAGCAGCAGGAGGAUGGGGUGGAGAUGUUGAGAGGAUUUUAUCACGACCUCGAGAGCGCAGCCUGUCUCGCUCGCAGCAGCAGCAGCAGCAGCAUUCUCACAUAUCUCUUCAGCAGCAGCAGCAACCGAAGCAGCAUUCUCAGCAGCAGCAAGAGCAGCCUCAUCAUAAUCCGCAGCAGCAUGCACAGCAGCAGCAGCAGCAGCAGCAACAGCAGCAACAGCAACAGGAUUUGGGUGAAGAGCAGCAAGAAGAGCGGGUGCUUCGAUAUCACUUUGCGCCUAAAGCACAUGAGCUUGUAAUUGCUCGAUUAUUGCUGCAGCCUUUGAUGUCAUUCUUCGUUCUGUCUCCUCUCUGGUUCCCUCGCUGCUUUAAAGGCAGGUGGUAUUGCUGCUUCAUCGAUACUUCUCAGUUUGCUCUCGGAGAAGGAUAUAAACUCAACAGACUCUUACUACUCGCCUCAGCACUACAGCUGUUCUUCCCUCUGUUAGAUCAAACAUUGCAUUUGUUUCUGCUUCCAGGUGUAUCGUCAGUUUGUCCGUUUUUAGCUGCGAAGUUUGGAGGUCCUAUGAUGUUUGAGAUAAACCGGCGCCGUUUGUUUUGCAAAUAUGUACUGCCCUAUUUAAUGUAUCUUGAAGAAGUAGCUGUUGUAUUGUACGGGGCAGGCAGAGGUGAAGAAGGUGAAAGCGACUCAAGUCAACCUAGCAACACUCCACCGCUGCUGCUGCUGCUGCAGCAGCAGCAGCAGCAGCGGCAGCAGCGGUUGGAGCAACAACAGCAUAGAGGAGGGGCAGCGGCGGAGGCAGCAUCUACUGCAGCAGCAAAAACAACUACUGCAGCAGCAGCAGCAGCAGCAGCAGCAGCGGAAACUCCUGCUGCAGUAGCAGCUGCAGCAACUGUUGCAGCCGCCGCAGCAGCAGCAUCUAUUGCAGCAGCAAAUGCAGCGUCUUCUGCAGCAACAGCAGCAGUAACUAUUGCAACGGCAGUAGCAGCGUCUGUUGCAGCAACAGCACCUUCUGUUGAGCAAAAUCUGGUGCAGCAGUAG